Molecule: messenger RNA, 3661 nt
Organism: Drosophila rhopaloa
Lineage: Eukaryota; Metazoa; Arthropoda; Insecta; Diptera; Drosophilidae
Gene: Lrpprc2
Product: leucine-rich PPR motif-containing protein, mitochondrial
Exons: 2
Coding region: 113-3349 (1078 amino acids)
Molecular function (GO): protein binding
Source: RefSeq, a predicted model, not a curated record
GAAUGCUCAGCUGAUUGCUUUGCCGGCGCGUGUUUAUUUGUAUUUGUUGUGCGACCAAGCUUCGUUGGUUUCGUAAUUUUAUUUCGCGGAAACCUGAAUGAAGUAGCACGAAAUGCAGCGAGCGCGACUGUUGCAGAGUGUGUGGCUGUGCCGGCAGCGCCUGGUCCCGUCGCCAGGACGCGGACCGUCCUCCGCCAGCCUCGGAUUGCGUUACGCAAUGACGCCGCCUUCGGUUUAUCCAGCAGCUCCUUCACUGCAGCUGCGGUUCCUGAGCACGGGCGGCGUCGCCAGCGCGGCGGAACGGAGGAGCCGGCGCCACGCCUCCGAAAGGCCGCCAGUCAGCAUUGAGGAUGUGUGGACGCAACUGGAGACGUACUACCAGCAGCACAGCCUGCUCAACUAUGAGCACUGCCAACGCGUGCUGGACCACCUGCAGAGCUCGCCAUCGCCCCAAGGAGUGAGCGUCGAGCAACUGCACUUUCUCUUGGGAUCUUGUGUGCCCGAGAUGCUUCCCGCCCAGAGUGGCCAGGAGCGGCUUCAGCUCUUCCAAAGCCUGUGGGCACAACUUCUUAAACUGGGGGGUCAGCCCAAGCUGGAUCACUACCACACCAGGCUACAGGUGCUUCGUCAGAACCGCCUGCCUCUUUCGGAUCACCGCUCCGUGCUGGCAGAGAUUGCCGUGUACCACGGAGCCGCCGACGCAUCCUUGUACAGCGCUCUUCUGGACGUGGCCGGAUCCGCAGGGAACAUGCGCCAGGCCACCGAACUGCUCGCCGAGAUGCGCGAACGCAGUUUUGCCCUCACAGAUCGAAACUUCUACGCGCUGCUGCUGGGCCACGCCCGCAACGGUGAUCUGGCCGGAGCAGAGUCCGUCCUGGCCAGCAUGCGGGCCGCUGGAAUACAGCCCGGCAGCAACAGCCAGGCCAUCUGGUUCGAGGCCCUUGUGGAGAACGGCCAGGUGACGCAGGCCAUGGAACUGCUGCAGACGGAGGCGGGCUUCACCGGCCCUCAAUUGCUUCAAAUGCUGCGGGGAGUGCUUGCCGGCAAGGCUGUGGACACGGAGCUUGCCCAGCAGCUGGUCAAGGAACUGCCACGGGAGUUCCUAACCGGACUCGACCUGCCACCCGCUAUCAGAAGUCUCUGCAUCCAGCUGGUGCACCAAGGACGCACCCAAGUGGUCAUGCAGCUUGUGUCUGCAUUGCCCGCUCCGAAAUUCGGGAACCAAAACCAAAACAUAGAUGAGUACGGUGCAUUGCUGCUUCAGGAGUUUUUCCGCGCCCACGUCCCCCUGGCGCAAACACUCCAGUUCGCCAGUGAACUGGUCCAGCGGAGCCAGAAUCCUCGCGCCUUGCAUUUGGUUGUUGAGCUGGCCUUGCGCCGGCUACCCUCAUCCGCGCUCCACUGUCUGCAGGCACUGUCCACCGCCGGCGAAAAGCUGCGUCCGCACUACUUCUGGCCCCUAAUCCUGCACCACCACCGGCGAGAGGGCGAGAGUGGCCUGCUGCGCCUGGUGGCUGAGAUGCAGCGCAUGGGCGUUGAGUGUGACGAUGAAACCUUGCGGCAGUAUCUUCUCCCGCACCUGACUCAAACCCUAACGCAACCCUUGGAGGCCAUCAAGGCCCUGGAAUCGGCUGGUGUGAAGCCCUCGCUAACCCUGUGUCCCAUUGUAAGCCACCUGCUGCAGCAAAACCAGCAGAUGAACGAGGCUCUGGACUUGCUUAAACGGUAUCCGACGCGCCUUGACCUCUCCAUGCUACUUCAGCCAUUGUCAUCCCUGGCGGUGAAUGCCCGUGCAACCAAGCGCUUCGAACUUUUCGCGCAGGUAGUUCAGGCCCUGCAACAGAAGGCGCUCCAACGAGGCGAGGAUUUUGUUGGCUCCUUGCUGCUACAAAUGACCGGACCACAGACGCGUCUACGCCAGGAUGCCGCCUCCCUGUCCCGUUUCCUGCACGAGCUGAGUCGCCUUGAGCUGCAGCUCUCGCCUGCGGCGUCCGAGGUUCUACUUUCUUUGGCCAGGCAGGCUACCCAGGACACCGAGCUGAUUCAGGACCUGGCCAAGGCCUUGCAGAAAAUGCGCAAUACAGAGCUGACCCUGCCAGCAGAUACGGCUUCGCUGCACGGAGGAUUUAUCAAGCACCCCCGCGACAUGAGUCUGGACGAACUAGAGUGCCAUUUGGUGGAGCUGGAGUCCAAACAGCUGAAUCCACGCGGCGUACUGCGUCGUUUGCUGCAGCUCUCGGUACGGAGCGGCCGUUUGGAGCGCGCUCAGCAACUAUUGGCCAAGUGCCAGGCCUUAAAGGUGCAGACGAGCGCAGGGAUGAUGGCCUCCAUCCUGGACUUACACAUCAAGUUGCGUGACCUGCCACGCGCCCAGGAGGCCUUGCAGCGGCUCAGAAGCACCUACCCAGCCUUCCAGAUUGACGAGCACAAGGUCAUCGACUUCGCCGGCCUCUUGGUACAGGGACAGCAGCUGGAGGCCGCCAAGCAGCUGCUUCAGCGCCGCGCUGAACAGCACAAGGUCGUCGGCGGCGACUACGUGAUCAAAAACGUAUGGCAGCUGCUUACCAACGUGGCCCAGCUGGCCGCCUCCCAACCUCCAAGUAACUCUACCAGCGAAGGUGCGGAGGGAUCCAAGCCAAGAAACCUGACCCGCGAAACGCUGGACUUUCUUCGUGAACUAGGCUACUGCCAGUCGCACAAUGCUUUGUUGGGACCCGUGGUGCGCGAGUGGCUGCUAAGGGGUGACUUGGACGCGGCAGUGGGCGAGUUCCAGCGACUGGCCAACAACCACAAACACACGCCCCUGCAGUUCGAGCUGCUGUCGCUGCUGGUGCGCCUCGGCAAUGGGGAUGAGCAGGAGCUGGCCCGCUUCCCUGCCACCACAGCCGAGUCCGCCCAACAGAACUUGGCUGCGGUUACGGCUACGGUGAGCCGCGUCCAUGGGGCGGCCAACAUGAAUAGCGCCCUGCUUCUCGCCCUGGCGGAGUCCGGAAAGGAGGCGCAACUGCGGCGGCUGAUUAUCAACCCAGAGUUCCGCAUCAACCACGAGCUGCUGGUAAAAAACUGCGAGCAUUUGGGACAGGAGGGCGCGGUGCGGACGCUCCUGCGGCUGGCGCGCGGAGUAAGAGGUGUUCAGCGGUCCAUCGACGAGCAAAAGAUCUACGACAUCUUGCUGGCCCAGUUCUGUCGCAGCAACGACUACGAGGCGGCGCUUGAUCUCUUCGAGCGCCUGGAGGCCGACGACGAACUAAAGGUGUCCCAAGAGUUUCUGCGCAACCUCGUGCAGCUGCUGCAGGUGAACCGUGUGGAGAUUCCCAGCGGUAUCGCGUUACGCGCCCAUAUUAGAUAGCCGGGUCAUAGGAUCGCUGCUCUGCUGUUUAUUUAGUGACUUAUUUUGUAUAUAAAUUGACUCAGUAAAAGUGAGAAGAAGACCAGUACAUAUGUACAUUCAUAUGUGUGGUUCUGUAAAUCUCCAAUAUUUGGUAUGGCCUUGAAUAUUCACUCGAGUUCCCCCCAUAUUUAUACAAUCGCCAAGCCAUUCAUUUUUAUACGGGUCUCAAUACUGAUUACAAGUAUAAUUGUCAAAUAAAACUAUAAUUAUAAAAACAAUAUUGCAAAAUGUUUACUUUUAUUCAAUAAAAAAGGCCAUAUUUAUAGUCAA